This is a messenger RNA of Phasianus colchicus (ring-necked pheasant), 2252 nucleotides long. The record is from RefSeq and is a predicted model, not a curated record. Lineage: Eukaryota; Metazoa; Chordata; Aves; Galliformes; Phasianidae.
AACAAUUAUCUGGACGGGACCCAAGGAGAGGCCAUGGGCUCCAUGAGUGGCUUGCACUUCAGAGAUAGCAACAGAAAGGUUGACUAUGUUUUAGUCUACCACUACCGGAAACGUCUCACCCAGCACAAGUCUGGAGCUGGAUCACUAGGACCAAUACAUAGGGCAGCCUCCAUGGCCAUCGUUUCAAAUGGAGAGACCAAGAAGGGCUGCCUCAAUCUGCAGCCAGACAGUGGCCAGCAUAUCCCUCAGGAGGCUCAAGUGAUUGAGCUGGACCCACUGGACACCCUGGAGGAGGAAAAACGACUGCAGAGGGAAGAGUAUGAAUGCAAUCUAGCCGCAGCAGGACUGGAGAUUGAGAAGGACAUUGAGAAUAAGAGCCAAGGGCUGAACUUUGUCCGUAUUCAUGCAACUUGGCAAGUACUUAGCCGAGAAGCGGAACUCCUUAAAAUAAAAAUGCCCACUAAAAAGAUGUAUGAAAUCAAAGAAGAAGAGGGAAUAGUCAAAAAGUUAAGUGAAAUAUGGUGCAAAUUGUUUGAACCUCUGCAACCCCAUGUGCCACAAGAAGAUACCAAGAUGAAAAACCUGUCUUAUCCAUUUUCCAGAGAGAAAAUAUAUUUGUACAACAUCAGAGAUAAAAACACAUUUUUCAACAAUGCUACCCGCAGUCGAAUAGUACACGAAAUUUUGAAGCGCACUUCUACAAAGACCAGAAACAGCAUGGGUAUUAGCACAUUAAUAGCAAACAACGUUUAUGAUGCUGCAUACCCACUUCAUGAUGGUGAAUAUGAAUACCAAAAUGAUGACAUGAAUGAGAGAAAGUUGCUGUAUCGAGAAUGGGCAAGAUAUGGAGUAUUUUACAAGUUUCAGCCAAUUGACCUCAUAAGGAAGUAUUUUGGGGAAAAAAUAGGACUUUAUUUUGCGUGGCUGGGCUUAUAUACAGAAUUCCUCAUUCCAUCUUCAGUCGUUGGGAUUAUUGUAUUUCUUUAUGGAUGUAUAACCAUUGAGAGCGACAUUCCUAGUAAGGAAAUGUGUGACCAGCAUAAUACCUUCACCAUGUGCCCUCUCUGUGACAAGUUCUGUGAUUACUGGAACCUCAGCUCUGCGUGUUCUACAGCUCGAGCUAGUCACUUAUUUGACAAUCCUGCCACAGUCUUCUUUUCCAUCUUUAUGGCUCUCUGGGCUACUAUGUUCCUUGAGCAGUGGAAGCGUUUACAGAUGAGGCUGAGUUACUUCUGGGAUCUGACUGGAUUGGAGGAAGAAGUAAGUUUCUUCUCCCUGAGCUAAUUUACCGCAUAAAUUAUUCUCACUCUGAGGAUACUUUCUAAUGAAUGUUCUUCAGUUCAAUGCUAGAACUGGCACAGUUUUGAGUGUCAUUGUAUCCUUCAGGAAACAUUGUAUCCUUCAGGAAAUAGCCACAUAUGUACUAGCAUUCUAAUUCUAACAAUCAGUGUUGAAAAGGACUGAAAGAUGCCAGCAACUCAUUCCUUGUUAAAAAUAUCAUAUGCCAUUUUAUAGAAUAUGGUAUCAGAAUGAAGUUAAUACCUUGUCACAUAGAUGCCACUUCAUUAUGUGUAACAAAACUUAUGAUAUCAAUUGUAACAUGUUAAGACAACAUAAGUAAUAUUUGCAUCUAGGUCUGUCCUCUAUCUAUGAUGCCAUUUUAAAAGCAUCCUAAGUUUCAUAUACUCAGGGCUUUUUUAAGCAAGCAAUAUGUUUGAUUACUCAAGAGUAUUUUUGAAAUGCGUUGCAAUAAACUGAUAGGUCUUCAAACUGUACCUGAGUUGCUGAAAAGUGAGAGAUAAUAGUUGAUUACUAUUUACAACAUCCCAAGUACACUUCUAGUUUUAUUCUCAGAUAUUUUGUGUCAUAGCGUACUGUCUGCUUAAAUUACUGAAUGUCAUCAUUGAUUUCAAACUCUGACUAAAAACAGAGGAGCUACUAGCCCUAAAUAUCCCUUAAUAUCCUCUAAAUACAGUAACUAUGCAUUUGCAUUACAUAUGCCAUACUGAUAGAUGCUGACAUGGCAUUGAAAUAGUGUCAGAUUCAUCAUCAUGCUGCUCAAAAUGCAAAGUAGUUUAGAAUUGCAGCAAUUAGAUUCUCUUUUAUCACUUCUAGCAAGCUGUGUACCUACAAAGAAUAAUUUGUUGUUGACUGCUCUCUUUGUUGACUUUAAGAAAUGGAUUCAAAUUCUCCUGUCAGAUCAAGGAAGUCCUACAACUCCCAUUCCAGGAAUCUGAUCACAUUUUGUUGUG